Molecule: messenger RNA, 390 nt
Organism: Racocetra fulgida
Lineage: Eukaryota; Fungi; Glomeromycota; Glomeromycetes; Diversisporales; Gigasporaceae
Source: the annotation of a GenBank genome assembly
AUGAACCCGAUUCAUAUCAAGAUCGGAGUAGCUAUUGGAGGAUUUGUACUUAUACAGUUAUAUAGUUACUUUUCUCAAAAAGAAGAUUCAUUAGAAAAAUUUGAAGUGCACCUUAAACGAGUUAAAAAACUUUUUGAUAAAGUAAACAAUUCAGAACAAGAGACAAAUGAAGUCAAAAUUGACGAACUUAUAGUAGAUAUUAAUCAAAUCGAGAUAGGUAUUCGUCAAAUAAUGUUUUUAAAACUUCUGCAAGAGGAAAAUGGUCAAAUUCAAGUGGAAAUUGAACGAGUUCAACAGAAAAUUAAUCAAGUUCAAGAAAACAAGAAAAAAAUUAAAAAUUAUUAUAAGAUUUUCUAUCAGAUCUAUCAGAAAGGUAGUAUUAUAGGUUGA